AUGCGGGGAAACGACAUCGACGGUCACCACUCGGAAGACUCCGAUGCAGACUACGAUGGACAUGCGACUCCAGAAGAAGAGUGUCGAAAACCGCUCCAAAAAGUGGCUUUGCAUAAAGGAUUCGAUACUGCGCCUGAAGAUUUUGAUAAAGAUGAUAAAAUUGACGAGGUUGAUGCUGUGACCGCAGAUACUGACUACGCAGGUGAAAAUGAUAUGGAGCCUCCUAUUGUAGCUGAUGCCCCAUCAUCCACCUCUGACGUACCCAUCGCUAAGGGUAUCAACCGUAACAGCAUCAAGCGGAGUUCCAUGAAAGGCAUUAAAGAAAUGUUCUCAAAGUCGAAGAAGUAUCGUAAGAACUCGAAGAACGACGAUGUUCCUGAGACUGCUGAAGAAACGACACCCGAAAACGGAAACGUCGAGGAAUUCACUGAAAGAAAGCGCCCAAAAUUUUUCAGUUUCAAGGCCAAGGACGUAGACGAUGGCGUCGGGACUCAACGCGGGUCAAAGAAGUCCAAGUAUUCCAUCAUCAGGAAGAAAAGAAUAAAGUCGUCUAGUUCUGCCUCGGUCGCGAAGACUCCCGACUCCGAUUUGAGGGAGAAUCUAGGGGUAGAGUCUAGGGACCCUCAGGGCAGCAGUGACUCCGAUCCCCUGAUUUCAGAGGACCCUGUCAUGACUCUGGAUUCUUUGGAGUUUGAAAACUUGCCGCUUUCGAAAGAGUUCAAGAAUGGAGAAUGUCUCACUUCGCCCGUAGCCUCAAACGAAUCCACCAUCAGCUCUGAUGAAGAACUGAGUUUUUACUCGAGAAAAUUCACCUCUACAAACUCAACAGAGAAACCAUGGGGUUCAGCAAAGAAUAAGUCCACAGACGACACUGCAGAGUCCUCUUCUGCCGAAAGGAGGAUAUCCAGGAACCAUAUGGGAUCAAAUUUUGUGUCAGAUUUCAACUCAGAAGAACAGAUACCGGAUGAAAAUAUUCUCGUCGACUCGCGUCUAUUGUCGAAUGAUUUAUUUGCAAAGGUCAAGUUCCCUAGAGCCUCUGAAGGUGCUGAUGACGCAACAGAAUUAACCAUCCCUCCUACAAAACCACCAAGGACCCUAGAAACUCCAGCUAAUUUUGAAAAUCUCCCCAAAAGCAAUAGUGAUUCUGAGACUCACUCGCCCAGCACGGGCAUUGAAAAUUCGAUGGAUUUUGACGUGAAUUCGAUUCAACCAAAACGAAGCGUCGUUCCCCAAAAAGACGUCAAUUGGAAGUCAAAGACCCUGAAUGAUACUGCUGCUAAUGACAACGCAUUAAAAAACGUUUCAACUGACUUUAAGACGCAAAAAUCAGUUACAACUGAUGGUUUUAACGGCAAUAACGCUACUGAGGCCCCGAAUAACACUCCCGAUGCCUCAAAUAACGCCCCCGAGGUCUCAAAUAACGCUCCCGAGGCCCCACAUAACGCUACCGAGGUCUCAAAUAACGCUCCCGAGGCCUCAAAUAACGCCCCCGAGGCCCCACAUAACGCUACCGAGGCCUCAAAUUACUCCACUAACGCAGCGUGUCGAUCGACCCGCUAA
Messenger RNA from Hyalella azteca, 1560 nucleotides. RefSeq lists its product as uncharacterized. The record is from RefSeq and is a predicted model, not a curated record. The transcript has 3 exons. Lineage: Eukaryota; Metazoa; Arthropoda; Malacostraca; Amphipoda; Hyalellidae. The coding region runs from base 1 to 1560 and encodes 519 amino acids.